AUGCCCAUUGAUAGAGAUUUUGCUCUCAUAGAAAGACAAAAAUUAAAACAUGAAAAAAAUUAUGAACCUGACAGUUAUGUCAAUUUUGUAUUAAACAGUAGAAAUGCCAAGAAAUUUGAAGUUGUACUUUUAGAAAAGAACCUGAUAGAACGAGGGCAAAUAGAUAGGAGCGGAGAAGAGCGAGAAGAACAACGUGGUAACGAUAGAGUAUUGAAAGUUAAAGAUAAUAAAACUUAUUUUAAUGAUAAUGUUAAACAAAUAAUACCGGGAAUUUUAGGUUGUCGUCGAGUUUUAUUUAAAAGACAUGCAAGGCCAGCCUUUUCUGAUUCAAUGACUGGCGAUAACUUUAAAGAUUUUUCUUUAUACAGAGUUGGUAUAUCUAGGUAUCUUCGAGAUGUUUCUGCUGAUUGUUAUCAAAAUGCAAUUAAAAUUAAAGAAGCUAAAAUUAAUGAUAUUAAAAAACUUAUUCGAUUUGUACCACAAAAGAAAAGAAAAUUCUAUGAAACUUUGAUUAUGGAACAGGCUAAAUUCGAUGAGAGUCAAAUUGUUGAGGAAUUGGAUGACGAAAUAGAGUAA
Molecule: messenger RNA, 576 nt
Organism: Parnassius apollo (apollo)
Lineage: Eukaryota; Metazoa; Arthropoda; Insecta; Lepidoptera; Papilionidae
Source: the annotation of a GenBank genome assembly